UUUGAUCUUAAACUGCUCAUAAGGUUUUCGCGAAAUUCCUUUCCCUCGAUCAAGUCACAGCAUUUUCAAAUCGGCCAUUUUGAAAACAAUGCCAAAGAGGUCCGGCACGAGAUUUUGAUCUAGUGUGUACCCCAGUCCUUUCACGGAUAGAUUCAAGAUGGCGGCGGUAGCAAAUUUACUGGCAAAUACGCGAAAAGCAAGGAAGCAAAUUUCUCAGCCGGUUGGUCCUCAGAGAUCUGAAAAAUUUCCCGAAAAGAUAUACAACAUUUGGUAUAAUAAGAAAGUAGGAGAAAGAGGUCAUUUUCGAGAGAGAAUUCCAGCUUCCACUCGAUGCAGUAUCACAGAAGACAGUGGAACCACAAAAGGAAGUUUAAGACAAUGGGAUGGUACAUAUAUUUGCGUAAAGUUUUCGAGAGGGUGUUGUCCGUUAGGACAUGAGUGUUCCUGGAUCCACAAUCUACCGUCAGAUGAGUUUGAAUCAACUUUAGACACCACAAGAGACUGCUUCGGUAGGGAAAGACACGAACACGUAAGAGAUGAUCAGAGUGGUGUUGGUUCAUUUUCUGCGGACGAACAAACCGCAAAGACCCUUUAUGUCGGUGGAAUAUCGGUAACGUCCAACCUUCAAUCGAUUGUUUAUAGGCAUUUCAAAGAGUGGGGGGAGAUCGAUAACGUUAGGGUGUUACAAUCAAAAGGUGUCGCGUUUGUUCGCUACAAAAACCGCUCUAACGCCGAAUUUGCCAAAGAGGCUAUGCAAAGUCAAGCUCUUGAUAACAACGAGAUUCUGAAUAUACGUUGGGCUACAGAAGACCCAAACCCGUGGGUUAAGAAGCGUAAAAUUGAGAACAGCAAAGACAGACUUGCUUCUGCGAUACUGGAAGACUACGAUGGACCACUUAGACUUCCACAGCAUGAUAAUGUUAAGGAUAACUCUUUCCCACAGAAACGUCGUAACAUAGAUCGUGCCCUUAAGGAGAGUGGAGAAGCAGUUGGUUACUAUCCGGAUACAGAUUAUCAGUACUACGAGCCAAACACAGGUACAGAUAUGAAAUAUGACAUACAGCCAGCUCAGUUGACUGAAACCAGUCAAGGGACAGGAUACAAUACAAUGAGAAAGUCACCACCAAAGACACUUUCAGAUCUUAUUCAGUGGUCCAAACAGCAGGCAUCACUUAACAGAGCAAAUGAAAUGUCGCAUUCAAAACAUCCAGGGCAUGGGACAAUUAAGGAAAGGAAGAAUGAAUCCGGAAGCAUCUCGCUUAUUUCUGCGUAUGAUUCUUCUUCAGAUGAUGAAAUUGAAGGCAACAGUUGACAUAAUUGAAAAAUAGUUACAGUUAUGCCCUUUACAAUAAAAAAAAAAAAAGGUUCCUUGUCAUGGUCAACUUUGAAACCAAAGUUAUUGUCCAGUGACCUUGAGUUUUGAACAUGCUACUUAUCAGUAAGAGACAUGUUAUGUUUUAAUGAAAAAAUUAGACAUGGCUCACGCUCA
Messenger RNA from Stylophora pistillata, 1489 nucleotides. RefSeq lists its product as uncharacterized. NCBI's taxonomy places the organism in Eukaryota, Metazoa, Cnidaria, Anthozoa, Scleractinia, Pocilloporidae. Gene Ontology annotation, cellular component: U2-type catalytic step 2 spliceosome; Prp19 complex; U2-type catalytic step 1 spliceosome. Gene Ontology annotation, molecular function: pre-mRNA binding; metal ion binding; U6 snRNA binding. The record is from RefSeq and is a predicted model, not a curated record.